Messenger RNA from Telopea speciosissima, 600 nucleotides. Its product is annotated as photosystem I reaction center subunit V, chloroplastic. Gene Ontology annotation, cellular component: chloroplast thylakoid membrane; photosystem I. The transcript has 2 exons. Gene Ontology annotation, biological process: photosynthesis. The coding region runs from base 45 to 581 and encodes 178 amino acids. The record is from RefSeq and is a predicted model, not a curated record. NCBI's taxonomy places the organism in Eukaryota, Viridiplantae, Streptophyta, Magnoliopsida, Proteales, Proteaceae.
AGAGAGAUAGCCAGCCCAGUUAAACAAGAUCGAAGGGAAGAUUAAUGGCGUCCACCACUUUGUUCUCCACCUUGGCGCCAUCGUCCUCCGUGCAGAAACACCACCACCAUGCCCAAGCACAUCUCACUUCUGUCCCAUCUCAUCAAUGUUUCCAGGGGCUGAGACCCAUGAAGCCCACAGAUGCGGCUCAGCUGAUUUCAUCAUCCUCGGCCAGCAUCAGCGGCCGUAAGAAUUCAAAAUCGAACUCGAAAUCGUACAAGAGAGGGAUUUGCAGAGCUGAGCUGAAUCCUUCGUUGGUGAUAAGCUUGAGCACAGGGUUGUCGCUGUUCCUUGGGAGGUUCGUGUUCUUCAAUUUCCAGAGAGAGAACGUGGCGAAACAAGGGCUUCCAGAACAGAACGGAAUGACCCAUUUCGAAGCAGGGGACACCAGAGCCAAGGAGUACGUUAGCCUUCUCAAAUCCAAUGAUCCCGUUGGCUUCAACAUAGUCGACGUUCUCUCCUGGGGAUCCAUCGGCCACAUCGUCGCCUACUACAUCCUCGCUACUUCCAGCAAUGGAUAUGACCCCAAGUUCUUCGAUUGAUCAAUUUUUAUUUUUUCAA